AUGAAGGGUUCAUUAUUGUUAGCUUGGCAAGUUAAGGAUAAACAUUGUUUGGUAAUUGGGUCAGGAGAUGUUGCAUUAUCUAGAAUAAAUCAUUUAGUAAUAGCUCAAGCAAAGAUUACAGUUAUAUCAGGUGAUGGACACAUUCAUAAAGAGAUCUUAGAUUUAGCUAAAACUGGGGAAAUUACAUUGCACAAUAGAAAUUACAAAGAUGAAGAUUUGAAAAUGUAUGAAAAAUUGGAACCACAAUUGGAUUUUAAAAACUUAAAUACUACAGCUUAUUCCGCUAUAAGUCAAUUAGUUGACGAAACUUUUGCUUGUGUUUUAUGUUGUAUUGAUGAUUAUGAAUUGAGUGCAAAAAUUUAUUAUCAAUGUAAAUUGUUGAGGUUACCAGUUAAUAUUGCAGAUAAACCACCAUUAUGCGAUUUUUAUUUUGGAAGUAUGAUCAAUCAAGAAAGUUUACAAAUAAUGAUAAGCACAAAUGGUAAGUCACCAAGAUUAUCAAAACUAAUAAAAGAUAAUAUUGCAAAACAAUUUGUUGGAGUAGACUUGAAUAAUGCUAUAGAAAAUUUGGGAUUAGUUAGAGCUAGAUUAAGGGAAUUAAUAUUGGUAGAUGACGAUCUAGUUACAAUAGAUACAAGAAUGAACUGGAUUAAAGCAUUGACUGAUUUUUUCACAGUAAAAGAAUGGAGUUUACUACAUUUAACUCAAAAUCAAGCUGAUAAGAUCAUAAAAUGUUUUCCUGAUUUUCCACCUAAACAAUACGAUGAAUUUCAAACCUAUAUAUCUUCAUGA
Molecule: messenger RNA, 792 nt
Organism: Lodderomyces jiufengensis
Lineage: Eukaryota; Fungi; Ascomycota; Pichiomycetes; Serinales; Debaryomycetaceae
Gene: MET8
Product: bifunctional precorrin-2 dehydrogenase/sirohydrochlorin ferrochelatase
Exons: 1
Coding region: 1-792 (263 amino acids)
Biological process (GO): siroheme biosynthetic process
Molecular function (GO): protoporphyrin ferrochelatase activity; precorrin-2 dehydrogenase activity
Source: RefSeq, a predicted model, not a curated record